UCCAUCCAAUGGGAGGAUCUUUUGGGCUGACAUGGGCGUGCCUCUUUUGAAACGGGGCGUGGUCUUUAAUAACGCCUUGCUUCCCGGCGCACGCGGCUGUUUGUAGGGAGAGUUCGUAUUCAGGUUCGGUUCGGUUCGGAGGAUCGGUAACGGUUAAAGUGCACAGGAAUCAUGGUGAACCAGAGAUCUGAGGUGAGCUGGCAGUCGUGUGACUCCAGUGGGACCAGUAACAGUGGUGAGAGCUCCAAAGAGAGCUCCAGAUGCUCCACACCGGUGCUGGACGCUGACCGCACCGACCGUCUGCGGGAAAAGAUGAAGCGCAGGAUGGAGUCCGGGGACCGCUGGUUCUCCCUGGAGUUCUUUCCUCCUCGCACCACAUCUGGAGCUGUCAAUCUUAUUUCUAGAUUUGACCGGAUGGGAUCUGGAGGUCCUCUCUUUAUUGACGUUACCUGGCAUCCCGCUGGAGAUCCGGGCUCAGAUAAAGAAACGUCUUCUAUGAUGAUAGCGAGUACGGCGGUGAAUUACUGCGGCUUGGAGAGCGUCCUGCAUCUGACGUGCUGCAAUCAGACCAAAGAUAAGAUCACGGCCCAUCUGAACAAAGCCAAGCGACUGGGCUUAAAGAACAUCAUGGCUUUGAGAGGAGAUCCUGUUGGAGAAGACUGGGUGGAGGAAGAAGGAGGUUUCAGCUAUGCUACAGAUCUGGUCAAGCACAUUCGCUCCGAAUUUGAUGACUACUUUGAUAUCUGUGUUGCUGGUUAUCCCACAGGCCAUCCGGAGGCAGAGAGCUAUGAAGAAGACCUCAGACACCUGAAGGAGAAGAUCGAUGCUGGUGCUGACUUUAUCAUCACUCAACUCUUCUUCAGAGCAGAAACCUUUCUUAAGUUUGUCAAAGACUGUCGGGCCAUUGGCAUCACCUGCCCUGUUCUUCCGGGAAUCUUCCCUAUCCAGGGCUACCACUCACUGCGUCAGCUGGUCAAACUCUCCAAACUGGAGGUACCGGAGGAGAUCAUGCAGGUGAUCGAGCCCAUCAAAGAAAACGAUGCUGCCAUCCGCAACUAUGGCAUCCAUCAGGCGGUGGAGAUGUGUAAGGUUCUGCUGGCCAGCGGUGAGGUGCCAGGCCUUCAUUUCUACACACUCAACAGAGAGGUGGCCACAAUCCAAGUUCUCAGACAGCUGGGCUUAUGGGCUGAAGAUCCACGGCGACCUCUUCCUUGGGCCAUCAGCGCUCAUCCGAAGCGAAAGGUAGAAGACGUCAGGCCCAUCUUCUGGGCUUCUCGACCCAAGAGCUACAUCUACAGAACACAGGACUGGGACGAUUUCCCCAACGGAAGAUGGGGUAACUCUUCCUCACCGGCGUUUGGAGAGCUAACAGAUUACUACCUGUUUUACCUGAAGAGUAAGUCUCCUAAAGAAGCCCUGCUGCAGAUGUGGGGUGAGGAACUAACCAGCGAGGAGAGUGUUUAUGAAGUCUUCACCAACUACAUCACCAGCCAACCCAACCCUAAUGGACACAAGGUGAUGUGUUUGCCGUGGAACGAUGACCCUUUGGCUCCGGAGACGAACCUGCUGAAGGAUGAGUUGGAGAAGGUGAACCGCAGAGGAGUUCUCACCAUUAACUCUCAGCCCAACAUCAAUGGCAAAGCCUCCUCUGAUCCCAUCGUUGGUUGGGGUCCUGAGGGUGGAUACGUCUUUCAAAAGGCGUACCUGGAGUUCUUCACAUCAAGUGAAAAUGUUACAGCACUUCUGAACGUUCUGAAGAAAUAUGAACCCCGUGUCAAUUAUCAUAUAGUCAAUGUGCAGGGCAGGAAUAUUACAAAUGCACACGAAAUGCAGCCCAACGCUGUGACGUGGGGAAUAUUUCCAGGCCGAGAGAUUAUUCAACCCACUGUGGUGGAUCCGGUCAGCUUCAUGUACUGGAAGGACGAGGCCUUCGCGCUGUGGAUUGAGCAGUGGGCAAAGCUGUACGAGGACGAAUCGCCCUCACGUAUGAUCAUUAAGUACAUUCAUGAUAACUACUACCUGGUCAAUCUGGUGGACAAUGACUUCCCGCUGGACAAUUGUCUGUGGCAGGUGAUUGAAGACAUGUUUCAGCUCUUGGACACCCCUUCAGUAGUUCAGGACGAGGACAGCAGACUCUAGCAUCACACACAACACAGAGACAUUUCAACACACACAUACACACACAGAGACAUUUACUGUACCCGCAGUAUUUAACUCAUUUAACUUAUAGAGGAAAAAUAUGUUAUUACCAAAAGUGUAGCAAUAUAACUUUAAUUCCCGCAAGAAAAAAAACGCCUGGACGGUGGCUAUUUUGAGUGCCAUGUCCUUUAUUUUUAACAUAGUUUUAAACUAUUUAAGGAGGGAAGUUUGGAUAGUGCAUAUGUAAUGCAGUCGGUAACACUACUACAGUACAUAUGAGUGCACAAAAACAUGAUCUUGGUCAUAUUUGAUAUGAAAAUCAAAAGAAAAAUAUUUUAUAUUUUUACAUAAAGAAAAUGAGGCCAAGGGAGCAUUAAGAUUUUUUUGGGGAUUGUGAAAAUAUUUUAAGUCACACAGUUUUCCCUUAAAUCUUCAUUAUUGUAAUGUGCCUGCAUGUUGUCAGAUUAAAAUCAGAGUAAAUAAAUUGCCAUAGCAAUUUAAUUUAUACUUUACCAUUUGAUACAAAUACAUGUAUUUUCUUAUGAAUUACAAUAAUGGGGAUUGGGUGAAAACUGGGUGAACAAUAGAAAUCAUUUCAAUGGUCCAAAGUGUAUUCAUUAUUAUAUUGAAUGCAGAAUGACACUUUAUAUUUGAUUUUGAGGAUUCAUAUGACAGGGACAUGUGCUUAACAUGUUAUAUAUCAUUCACCUGCACAGACUUUUGAUUUAAGAGAACUGGUUGGGCAUUUGGCCAUUAUCAUGACAUGUAGCCAUGAAAGUUUUUGUUUAUUUGUCUUUUUUCCACGCGGCCUUUAUUUUAUUGAACUAUUACAUCAGUCUGAUCAUGCUGGCACUAUAAAGCUGAAUAAACAACAGUGCUGUAAUGUUAA
Molecule: messenger RNA, 3028 nt
Organism: Misgurnus anguillicaudatus (oriental weatherfish)
Lineage: Eukaryota; Metazoa; Chordata; Actinopteri; Cypriniformes; Cobitidae
Gene: mthfr
Product: methylenetetrahydrofolate reductase (NAD(P)H)
Biological process (GO): tetrahydrofolate interconversion
Cellular component (GO): cytosol
Molecular function (GO): FAD binding; methylenetetrahydrofolate reductase [NAD(P)H] activity
Source: RefSeq, a predicted model, not a curated record